AUGCCCCCAAUCAAGACCGAGCCAGGCCUCAGCAUCAAGACCGAACCUGGCCUGAAGAUCAAGUCAGAGCACGAAGCUAGGUUCGACUUCUCGUCUAUUCCACAGCCGCCCGUUCCGUCCGCUCCUGGCAAGCAGGAAGAUCGCAAGCCCGAAAAGAUCUUUGAGCGCCUCCGAAAGGCACAUUUCAACAUAAAACCGACAGAGCCCUCAGGAUUCCUGUGCCGCAAGGUACAUCAUCUUUUAUUCCACUCACGCGGCUUAUGCGAUAUUAUUUCUGUCAAAGUGGAACGGAUAUCCGAGCACGGCCACGCGCCUAGACCUACUGUGAAACAGGAGCAGGUCAACAAGGAACGUGGGGCCGUUUUUGACAGGACUAAUGGACAGACGAAACCGCCGUCCCCGUCUACAUCGUCCUUCGGCCGAUCCCAACCAGCUACCUACAUGUCGCAGGUCUCCUCCAGUGCUCCAGCACUUCACAACCCAUUCCAGCACGGCUUUGACAUGCUCACGCCCAAAGAACAACCUACGACCGUUGCUCAUCCUGUCGCCCCGAAAGGCACAUCUUCUCCCUUCUUCGGCUCCUCUUCUGCCCUCACAUCGGUCGCAGUCGCCGACUCGGGGCUCUUUGGGAACACUCUUUCACCGGUCAAGCGUAAUUCUCUCUUCGAUCUUUCUACAGGCGCGGGCUCAGGGCUCUUGAAGAAGACAUCGCCGCCCAACCUUCCUUCCUUCACCUUCAGUACUCCCACAGUUCCGGACGCAGCAGCGGGGCUCUUUGGAAAGACACCUCCACCGGCAAACCGGAGUUCUCUCUUCGGCCAUUCUACAGCCGCGGGCUCUGGGCUCUUUGGGAAGCCUUCAUCCUCUGAACGGCCUCUUCUGGCCGCUACUACCAAGGUUGUUCCGGAGGUGAUUGUUAUCGACUCCUCUCCCGAAUCAUCUCCGACGCCUUCCCCACGGCGAUCUCUGUCGAAGGAGCGUGCUGCGGGAAAAUAA
Molecule: messenger RNA, 996 nt
Organism: Sordaria macrospora k-hell
Lineage: Eukaryota; Fungi; Ascomycota; Sordariomycetes; Sordariales; Sordariaceae
Source: RefSeq, a predicted model, not a curated record